Messenger RNA from Epinephelus lanceolatus (giant grouper), 3154 nucleotides. The record is from RefSeq and is a predicted model, not a curated record. NCBI's taxonomy places the organism in Eukaryota, Metazoa, Chordata, Actinopteri, Perciformes, Serranidae.
GGGAGAGGGAGGAGUGGGAGAGGAGGAGGCUGGAGAUGGAGAGAGGGAGAGAGGGGGGUUAUGAUGAAGAAACUGGACAGCCAUACCCAUACCCUCCAGAGUAUUUCUACCUCAAGGGACAUCCAGGUGAGAAUGGAACGCCUGGACAAAAGGGGGACAUUGGAGAAAAGGGACAAAAGGGAGAGCCAGGCAUCGGCCACAGAGGUCCAGAAGGGCAGGCUGGUCCUCCGGGACAGAAGGGUGAGCCAGGUGAACCAGGGCCUCCAGGCGCUCAGGGCAUCCAGGGUAUCAGUGGUAACGCAGGCAUGCAGGGCUCCCCAGGCCUUAGAGGUCCCCAGGGGGACCCAGGAGACCCGGGCAGAGAGGGUGAUAGGGGUAAAAGGGGAAAGAAUGGAUCGCCUGGACCUCCUGGGCCUCGAGGAACACCUGGACCUCAUGGUCCUCCUGGUCUGCCUGGAGUAAAAGGAGAAAAGGGUGACAGUAUUCCUGGAGAGCCUGGUGCCAGGGGGUUGGCUGGCUUCCCAGGCAGACGGGGUGAAAAAGGUCCCAUAGGUGUGAAAGGAGCUCUUGGGCAUUUUGGUCCAAAAGGUCUUCGUGGCAGCAAAGGGGAAAAGGGUGACCGAGGGUUGCCUGGCAUCAGAGGAGAGAGGGGGAGCGUGCUUCAAAUCCAAGGACCCCGAGGAUUUAAGGGUUCCAAAGGAGAGGCGGGUGAGCGAGGCCCACCGGGUUUUGAUGGCGAUAAAGGAGAAAAGGGCGAGGACGGCCCUCCUGGAGUGAAGGGCCUAAAGGGUGAUGCAGGCACUAAAGGGGCGCUGGGGCGUUUUGGAGCACGAGGACCAGGAGGGCAGAAGGGAGAUUCAGGAGAGCCAGGACUCAAUGGAGUCAUGGGUCGCAAUGGGGAUCAUGGAGUCGAUGGGGCCAAAGGGGACAAAGGAGACAUGGGACUGCGGGGACAGAAGGGCGAUCAGGGUGAUCCAGGAGAACCAGGCCUACCAGGAGACAAAGGGGAGAAGGGAGAGAAGGGAUUCAGAGGUCUGCCUGGUCGCACUGGGAGUCCAGGCCUGGAUGGAGAAAAGGGAGAUAUGGGGUUACAUGGCACACCUGGCAUACCUGGUCUGAAUGGACUCACAGGGCGCAAGGGUGAAAAGGGACAAGGAGGCAUCAAUGGUGCUGAUGGUUAUCCGGGAGCCAAAGGAGACAAGGGUGCAGCAGGUUUCUCAGGUUUCCCAGGUUUCAAGGGGUCAGCAGGGAAUCCAGGAAGGGAUGGAGAUGAGGGACUACCAGGACCUCCAGGACCGCGAGGGGACACAGGGCCCAAGGGGGGCAGGGGCAGACGGGGCAGAUCAAAGCCAUGUCAGAAGGGAGAACCCGGGACUCCAGGACUCAGAGGAGAGAGUGGUACACUGGGUUUUGAAGGAGGAAAAGGGGAGAAGGGGGAGCCUGGACUCUCGGCUGAAGAAGUGAAGGAGCUGGUCACCCAGGAGGUGGUAGAAAAGUGUGGUUUGGAAUACAAGUUCAUCGUAAAGUCUGUGGAUCCAGAUGGAACGACCGCAGUGACUGAUAAAUAUAAAAAUAAGGCAGGCGAUGUAGAGAUAUCCUUGAACCGUGACCUCCAUAAAGAAAGGAUGGAGGAAGAAGGUGAAGAAGUUGAAGACUAUGGAGACAAACUGGGAGAAACGACUAGUCCUGUGAUCCUACCAAACCGCACUGAUUCUGUGGAGGGAGGGACAGCGGAGUGGGGACGGAGGAAGAAAAGAAGGGUAUUUGGAACAAGCACUGCUGCAGACCGCUGCCUGGAGCCGAUGUCAGAGGGGUUCUGCUCAGAAUACGUCCUGCUCUGGUACUUCCACCCUCGCUCUGGGGAGUGCAGGCCAUUUGUGUACAGCGGUUGUGGUGGCAACAGAAACCGGUUCUCCUCGAGACAGGAGUGCCAGAGCUGGUGUGGGAUGGAGAGGAGUGGUAGGAGGAGGCAUCUAGAUCAUAGAUGAAACUGUAACAGCAAAUCUGAUAAGUGCCUCAUCCUGGAGAGAAACUAGCAACCACAAACGAGAAAAUAAUUUCUGUACAUAACUUUGUAAAAUGGAUUUAUUUAUAUAUUUUAGCAGCUGUUUCUUAAUUUGUUUUAUGGACAAAAUGUUGAAAAUCAGAAUGUGAAUGUUAAAAAUGUUUUGUAAUUUUUAUAGAGAUGUUAUUAGAGAUUUUAAAUGUCGAAGAGAUUUUAAAUGUCAAAAGUGAUCAGUAUUCACACUACUGAAAAUUAAAUCUGUCUUUUCUGUUAUGUCUUUGUUGUGCUCAUCUCUUCUCUCUCCAUCUCCAGAGUCUCUUUGCGUAACGCUCAGUCACCUCUCAUAUGUUUUGUCAAUCGCACUGCAUCCUGUGCGGUGAGAAAAAUAAGACGCCGGUAGCUGAUUGCCUGCUGCCACCUCCGCUGCUGCAUAUGUUCCUUUGGCAGGGGGUGUUAUGGGUCAGGCUGGGAGCCAGAUGAGGGCCAACAGGGGAGAUCAGGCAGAGACUGUUUCAGAGGACUCUCCAUCAGACCCACACAGUGGUAGCAGGGGAUUCCUGCGUGGGUGUUGAUGUGGGGGUUAGCACGCAUUCAGGGUUUUUUUUCUGGCAGUGUGAUGCGUGAAAAUGCACGACACAACUUUGAUUCUCAGUGUGUCUGUGGAUGAUGUUUUUUAACAGGAUGCUUGUCGUCAGUGCAACGUGCUGCACCAGCUCCACCACCAGGUUUCUUAAACUAAAGGUUGCUCACUGAAAAUAGUCUGACAAUAUUUAAAGCAGAAAAUUCAUUCGCUUCAAAGUGACGGAUGAGUCUCUCACCAACGAGGCUUCAGAGGCUUUCUCUACAUUAGUCACGAUUCUGCUCUGUAACGUACUCCCACAUGUGAAGAUGCUUCAUAGAGCUGAAAGACAAAGUUAACGCAGUCCACAGUGACAGGCUGUUCUCGCUGAACCACACCCCCUGCCAGCGACAACUAGUCAAGACCUAAGACAGAUGCCACACUGCAGAAAAAGCAAUUUAAAGGUACAGUUCAUGCCACAAUCAAAAGUACAUAUGUUUUCUCUUCGCUGUAGUGCUGUUCAUCAGUCUAGAUUGUUUUGGUGUGAGUCAUCAUGUGUUGGAGAUAUCGUCUGUAGAGAUGUCUGCCUU